GGUGAAGCCGCCUGAGCUCUGCCCGCCUCCUCCUCCCUUCUUCGGCCUGCGCCGCGACGCGAGGCCGGGGCCCCGGGCAGAGGCCUAGGCCGCGGGGAGGCCUAAGCGACGGGUUGCUAGGCAACAGCGCGGCGCGCCUAGAGCGCGUCACUUCCGGCGCGCCGCUUCCCCUACCCCGACGCCGCCGCCGCCGCCAUGGCCGCCACGACCGGCCCCGCGUCCCGCCGGGUCUCGGUGUUCCCCUCCCCGCAGGAGCUGGGCCCGGCCCUGGCGCAGCUGGUGCUCGAACGGGCGGCGGCGGCCGGCGGCGGCGGCCGCCGUUUCUCGGUGGGUCUUUCGGGAGGGAGUUUAGUGGAGAUCCUCGCCCGGGACCUGCCCCCCGCCGUCGCCUCCGCCGCCGUUUCCCCGGCCGGCUGGCUCUUGGCCUUCUGCGACGAGCGGCUCGUUCCCCCCGAGCACCCGGACAGCACCGCCGGGGCCUACAAGGCCCAGCUGCUGCCGCGGCUGCCGGUCCCCGGGCCGCGGGUGCUGACCGCCCCCCCCCGGCUGCCCCCCGCCGCCGCCGCCGCCGAGUACGCCGCUCAGCUCCGUCAGGUUUUCCCGGGUGAGGACAUUCCCGUCUUCGACUUAUUGGUGCUGGGGGUCGGACCGGACGGGCACACCGGCUCCCUCUUCCCCGGUCACCCCCUGCUCCAGGAGAAAGAAAAAAUCGUCGCUGCUAUCACCGACUCUCCGAAGCCGCCACCAGAGAGAAUAACAUUGACCCUGCCGGUGCUGAACGCCGCGCGGAUGGUUGUGUUCGUGGCUACGGGGGAAAGCAAAGCUGCUGUUUUAAAGCGCAUUUUGGAAGGCGACGAGGAAAACCCCCUUCCCGCCGCUCGUGUCCAGCCUCGCUCCGGGCAGCUGCGCUGGUUCCUGGACGAGUCGGCAGCCAAGGAGCUGACCAUCCCCGUCGAGAAACAUUCCGUCUUGUAGAGCCGACUGCCGGCCGGCCUCGGGUGACUGUAACCGCGGCACCGGCGGCGUGACGUUCCAGGUGAAGAACACCACGUUCGAUCGUAGCACUCAGUUGUGGCCCAAACCACGGUUUUUAUUAUUUCCCCCACACACACACUUUCUGGACCAAAUGGUGCUUUGCCGAGCACAAAUUUUUACGUAAUAUUCCCUUCGGUUCGGUGGGGGCUGUGUUGGAACCGCACGCGGUGACGGCGUUGCGCGGUUCGUUUCGGUCGCUGUGACGUGAAAGGCGUGUGCGACAUUAAACAGACGGAUUUCA
This is a messenger RNA of Aquila chrysaetos chrysaetos, 1276 nucleotides long. It is a transcript of the gene PGLS, whose product is annotated as 6-phosphogluconolactonase. Gene Ontology annotation, biological process: carbohydrate metabolic process; pentose-phosphate shunt. The record is from RefSeq and is a predicted model, not a curated record. Gene Ontology annotation, molecular function: 6-phosphogluconolactonase activity. Lineage: Eukaryota; Metazoa; Chordata; Aves; Accipitriformes; Accipitridae.